GCCCUGUGCUACUUCUGCCUCUGCAACUUUCCAGCACUGCCUCCAGGAAGAUCUUACAUCCUAGGACACGAGGGCACAACUGCAGUCAGAAACGCCUGGGCUCAAACCUCAGCUCCUCCAUCUACUAGCUAUACAACCACCGGCAGAUUGACUCACGGCUCUGGGCCUCGGCUUUUUCUCCUGUAAAAUGGGUUCCUCCUUCUGGCUAGCCUCGCUCUCAGCUCAGUGCUGAAAACUCACGGAAGCCUUCAGAUCUGAGGGUGUCUUCCUUCUUCUCUCCCAAAGAGCCUCCACUGCCUCCUCCUUAUCCACCUUCUCCUCAUCCUCGGCCCUGUCAUCAGCCUCCAGGAACUCAGGCUCCUCCCCCAGCGUACGUCAGAGGCCCCCAUGUGGUGCACACAGCACUGUUCACCAGCCUGCCCGAGAUGGGGUCUGCCAUGCCCAUCCGGUCCACGUGUCCCUACUGCGGGAACUACAUCGUCACGACGACCACCCCGGUCGCGGGGAUCCUCACCUGGCUGCUGUGCACCGGCCUCUUCCUGUGCGGGUGUAUCCUGGGCUGCUGCUUGAUCCCCUUCUGCGUGGACCGCCUGAUGGACGUGAAGCACACGUGCCCCGUGUGCCAGCGCGAGCUCUUCCGCUACCAGCGCCUAUGAACCCCUGCGAAAUAAAUGUCGACUAA
Molecule: messenger RNA, 682 nt
Organism: Diceros bicornis minor
Lineage: Eukaryota; Metazoa; Chordata; Mammalia; Perissodactyla; Rhinocerotidae
Gene: LITAFD
Product: LITAF domain containing
Exons: 3
Coding region: 426-656 (76 amino acids)
Biological process (GO): regulation of cytokine production
Molecular function (GO): zinc ion binding
Source: RefSeq, a predicted model, not a curated record